AUGGCUUUUCCUACCGCUAUUUUUAAUGGGAAUGCUCGAAUUCCAAUGCUUUCUGGUGACAAUUAUACCGAAUGGAAGGAGAAAGUCCUUCUCACUUUAGGGUGCUCGGAUCUAGACCUGGCACUCCGUGUGGAUGAACCACCUAUUCCUUCGAAAUCAAGUACGCCAGCUGCUAAGGCUGAUUAUGAGCGCGAUAAGGUCAAAACUUACAUGAAGGCAAUUGAUGAACAAUUCGUAAGCUCUGAUAAGGCAUUAGCUAGCACCCUUAUGAAGAGGCUCUCAAGUAUGACUUUCGGCAGAAGUCGUACAGUGAGUGAGCACAUUAUGGAGAUGAAAGACAUUGCUGCUAAACUCAAGUCCAUUGAGGUGGAUAUGUCUGAACCAUUUCUUGUGCAUUUCAUUCUUAACUCCCUUCCUGCGGAAUAUGGUCCGUUUAAGAUUUCUUACAACACACAUAAGGAUAAAUGGUCAAUCAUUGAACUUUUGACCAUGUGUGUUGCAGAAGAAGAGAGGUUGAAGCAUGAGACACCUGAAAGUGUUACCAUGGUGACUCAUGGUAAGAGAAAUGCAAAGAAGGGAAAAAGUGUUCCCAUGAAGAAGAAAAAGGGUCACUGGAAGAAGGAUUGCCUGAAAUACAAGAAAUGA
Messenger RNA from Nicotiana tabacum (common tobacco), 645 nucleotides. RefSeq lists its product as uncharacterized. NCBI's taxonomy places the organism in Eukaryota, Viridiplantae, Streptophyta, Magnoliopsida, Solanales, Solanaceae. The record is from RefSeq and is a predicted model, not a curated record.